GCGCUUCGCUGGCCCCUCCACCCUUUCCUCUCCUCCUCCCUGGAUUUGGGCGACAAGGCCCAGAAAAGCAAGAGGGAGAGAGAAUCAGAGAAGGCCAAAGCAAAGCAGUGCGAGAGAGAGCACAAGGAGAGAGAGGGAUAAAAGAGCACAAGGAGAGAGGGAUAAAAGAGCAGCAAAAGGAGAGAGCACACACAAACAAGAAGCCUCACCGCACAGUCCGCACCUCACUCUCUCUCCUCCACCACCCUCAUUUCUCUCACCUGCACACAAGCAUUUCGUUGUCCCCCUUGUCCUCCUCCUCUGCCAUCCCAUGUCCUAGCUCCCCAGCUCCCUUGUAUCAUCUCAGUACUGCAAGGCUACAAGUAGUAGGGCUUGGUACUGCACGAAUCCUACCUCCUGCGUCCUGGAGGCUAAGGUGGCGGGGAGGAAGGCGGCAGCUGCAUUGCCGUGCCGGCAGGGGAGAUUCUUGGGCUCCGCUCCCACUGGCUGAAGGAUUCGUGCAUCAGCCGUCGAAAAAUCCAAUCUUGACCCGGUUCGUAUCGGUCGGCCGGCUGAUUGAUCCUUGUUCGCGGCUAACUUGGUCUGAGAUUCGAGGAUCCCGGGUAAAAGUCCCGCCUUUGGGGACGAUUCAAUCCUGGAUUUGAGGUUUCUUGCUGCAAAGUCGAGACUUGGGGUGGCGGCCGGGUAGAUAGAUCCCUCUUGCUGGCAGCGCCCUGCGAGGAGCAGCUAUGAGACAAUGAGAGAAGAGAGCUCCAAGAAGAGCAAGCUUUCAUGGUCCAAGUCCCUCGUGAGGAAGUGGUUCAACAUCCGGGCUAAAGCGCAGGACUUCCAUGCUGAUUUCGAUGCCGGCCAAGGAAGGGAUGGUGGCGGUGGAUCGCUGAGGCCUAGCGGCUCAGCUAGCGAAGCAUGUGCAAGCACGGCCAAGAAAAGCAGACCUGACCGGUCAUCAUCGAAGCGGAGUACCGAUCGUGCUCGCCGAGGGAGGAAUAAUUUCGAUGUAGCACGCCUGACUGAAGUCCAAGAUUACAGGAUCUUUGCUGCGACGUGGAACGUCGGUGGUAAGUCUCCACCAAGGGGGCUGAAUUUAGAUGAAUGGCUCCAUACUUCUCCUCCUGCGGAUAUCUAUGUAUUAGGGUUUCAGGAGAUUGUCCCUUUGAAUGCUGGAAACGUUCUUGGCACUGAAGAUAAUAUUCCAGCCAAGAAGUGGGUGUCCCUCAUUAGGAGGUCGUUGAAUAAGAAUCCUGGAGCCAGUGGCUGUGGUGGCUAUCACACUCCUUCACCGGUCCUUGACCCGGUUGUAGAACUAGAUGCUGAUUUUGAGGGUUCUGCAAGAAGGCAAGAGAACCUCUCAUUCUUCCAUCGUCGAUCGUUCCACAACCUCAGCCGUAGUUUAAGAAUGGAUGGGGACUACAUGUUCCCACAACCAAGGCUGGAUCGCAGGUUUAGUGUAUGUGACCCGGUCAACCUGGGAGGCAGACCAAGUGAUUUUGAUGGAAAAUUGCGAUUCCCUGGGUCACCAGAUGAGGAGAACAUAGAUGUUGAAGUGAGCAAUGCUGCACAAUUUUCACCAUUCCCUCAUAGCUACAGUGCAUCAGCGCCUUAUGAACAAAAUGAUGAGCAAUCAAACAGCUCUAGGUAUUGCUUGGUUGCCAGCAAACAAAUGGUUGGCAUAUUUCUCACAGUUUGGGUGCGCAAUGAAAUAAGAGAUGAUGUGAGAAACUUAAAAGUUUCUUGUGUGGGCAGAGGAUUGAUGGGUUAUCUUGGAAAUAAGGGUUCAAUUUCAAUAAGCAUGUCUUUGCACCAGACAAGCUUCUGCUUCAUCUGUUGUCAUUUGACCUCGGGGGAAAAGGAAGGGGAUGAGCUCCGUAGGAAUUCCGAUGUUAUGGAAAUUUUAAGAAAGACCAGGUUCCCACGGGUUCAUGCUGUUGGUGACGUUAAGUCACCUGAAACAAUUCUUGAGCAUGAUCGUAUUAUAUGGCUUGGAGAUUUGAAUUAUCGGAUUGCACUAUCGUAUUGUUCAGCAAAAGCUCUAGUGGAAAUGCAUAACUGGAAGCAAUUAUUGGAGAAAGAUCAGCUUCGAAUGCAACAAAGAUAUGGACGAGUUUUCCAGGGCUGGAAAGAAGGAAGGAUCUAUUUUCCACCCACAUACAAAUAUUCAUUCAACUCAGAUCGGUAUGCCGGAGAGGGCAUUCACCCCAAAGAAAAGAGGAGAACGCCAGCAUGGUGUGAUCGCAUUCUCUGGUAUGGUAACGGCCUCAAUCAGCUGUCUUAUGUUCGUGGAGAGUCCCGUUUCUCCGACCACAGGCCCGUGUACACUAUUUUCUUGGCAGAGGUUGAAAUUGUACACCAGAGGAGAAGAAAUAUGGGCUAUUUCAGUUCAAGAAUUGAGGUGGAAGAACUUUUGCCGCAUUCGAAGAGCCACAGAGAAAUAAACUUUUACUGAUUUUACUUAUAGCAAAGAUGUAAGGUUAGGAGAUCGGUCAAAUGUUCUAUAUGUAGGGUUCCAGAUUCAGCUCAUUAGAUGAUCAGAUAUACUCAAGGAAGAAUGUGCAAAUACUAACUUAAAAAGAUAUAGGGCAAUUUUGCUGCUAGCCAUCCAAAGACGACCAUUAUGUCGACGGAAAAGUGUCAGCCCAUGUCGCUAACUAUACACUUAAUCCAACUUUAGCCUCUUAGUUUCUCCUAGCAAAAUAUCGCUUCAAAUUUGUUUCUUUUUCUUUCAGUUGGACUUUGCAGUGUCAACAAACACCAUAUGUUAUUUUAUUCUCCCUUUUUCUUUUAGAAACUGUCAAACUAGCAGGUGUAUCUCAUGCAAGCUAUUGAAUUAUUGCAAGAGACAUGAUACUUAGCUUUAGGAUAAUUGUUCGUAGCCUGAGGGAGGAAUGAUGGGUGUGUGAGAGCCUUUGCAUGGCUACAAUCAUGUCUCUUUUUGUUGUGCUUGAGCAGUUCAGUGAGGCAUGCAUUUGUUGUACUCAUUGCUGUGUGUGACAAAGAUUGGCGCCCACCAUUAUGCUCCAAGAUGGCUUUGCUCUGUUCAUUGUUCCUUGAAAUCUCUGGUGUUGCAUGCCUCACUAAACUGCUCAAGCAUCAUUCUUUUGACAUAUUUGUCACUGUUGCUUAUUUUUCA
This is a messenger RNA of Phragmites australis (common reed), 3127 nucleotides long. RefSeq names its product type I inositol polyphosphate 5-phosphatase 4-like. Lineage: Eukaryota; Viridiplantae; Streptophyta; Magnoliopsida; Poales; Poaceae. Gene Ontology annotation, molecular function: phosphatidylinositol-3,4,5-trisphosphate 5-phosphatase activity; inositol-polyphosphate 5-phosphatase activity; phosphatidylinositol-4,5-bisphosphate 5-phosphatase activity. The transcript is spliced from 14 exons. Bases 737 to 2443 code for a protein of 568 amino acids. The record is from RefSeq and is a predicted model, not a curated record. Gene Ontology annotation, biological process: phosphatidylinositol dephosphorylation.